CAGGUUGCUUUACAAGAGGGAUAGCCUUUAGGGUUCCGUAUUCCUCUCCAACUCUACAGGCCUAUAAUCUAUCUGCAGUACGAAUUAAGCAUGCUGAACAUUUAUUUUCCAAAUCACCAAGACAACAAAUUGAUACAUAAAACAAUAAAUUAAAGAAAUGCAUCUUCAUUCAACGCUUCAGUUCUAAGAUUUGAUGAGCUCUUCCCUUGCACGAGAGUUGGCGAAGACAAUGAUUAGAAUCAGUUGCACUGUACAACAAGGUGAAAAAUGAAGUCCUUGCUAACUUAACCUCCACUUCUUCGUUUACGAGUAAGCUUUCAAUUCCUUUUUGCCUUUCUCAUUGAUUUCAUUCUAAGGGCAGGCAAAAACACAGAGAAAUAAUUCAGAAGUGGGUUUACGAAAAAGAAAUGGCGAAAGGAGGUGGGGGCAUGAGCAAUACAGUGAAUGUGGGUAUAGCAGUGCAGGCAGAUUGGGACAAUAGGGAGUUCUCAAGUCAAUUGGCUCUCAAUGUUCGUCGUCUCUUUGAAUUCCUUGUACAAUUUGAGGCCACUACAAAAAGCAAGUUAGCAGGACUGAAUGACAAGCUUAGUUCCUUGGAGCGUCACCUGGAGCUACUUGAAGCUCAAGUUAGCAUUGCAUCUGGUGCGGCUACAUUGACUUGAUUCAUAGCAAGAGCAGGAAAAAAUUAAUUGUACUGACCAGAAAGCUUAAAUAGCACCUCAAUAUUAUAUGAAUAUCAGGCAGAGCUACCUCAGGCAUGAUUCGGCGCUGCAAAUGAGAAAAAUAUGAGACAAGCAGACAGGGAUUUACCUUCACUGCCCGUUUUAUUUUCUGUAAAGAUGUUUACUGGCAUUUUGCUGAUGAGUACAAAACCAACCGCUACCUUUGUUCAUUUUCCUGAAGCAGCAAAUACAUUUUCUUUGUUAUUUAAUAUUUUAUAAAACUUUGGAGCAGAUAUGCUGAAUUAUGAUAUUGUAGCUUAUUUAUUCUUCAAUUCUAAAGUGAUCCAAAUGAUGAUCUUGCUCCUUUUUCUU
Molecule: messenger RNA, 1034 nt
Organism: Cryptomeria japonica (Japanese cedar)
Lineage: Eukaryota; Viridiplantae; Streptophyta; Pinopsida; Cupressales; Cupressaceae
Product: protein BRICK 1
Exons: 2
Coding region: 408-662 (84 amino acids)
Biological process (GO): cell motility; regulation of actin polymerization or depolymerization; actin filament organization
Cellular component (GO): SCAR complex
Molecular function (GO): protein-containing complex binding
Source: RefSeq, a predicted model, not a curated record